AUGGGAUCACCCGGAAGGAAGACACCGUUGAAGAACCAGCAGCAGCACCGAGUGAAGAUGGAUCGAGGUACUCGUGUUCAACGAUUUCGAAUGAUGCACGCUGACAACCGCCGCAAAGGAAUCCAGUGCCACCUUCUCGACAUUUACCGCAGACAACAAGGAGUUCGAGAGCAAGCGUCUCUUCCUUUCUCACCGGAAGGACGCGAGAAGUACCUCAAGAUGCUCCGUGAGCUCUUCUUUGCCGAGGCCAUGUUCGAGAAACGAUUCGGAGAAAAAGACGAUGUCGAAGAAGGAGUGGUUGUUCGACCAGCCAAUAGCCGCGUCGAUUUCCGUGCAUGGCUUCGUUGCUUCCCAAGACGCCGUUCUGUUUAA
Messenger RNA from Caenorhabditis remanei, 372 nucleotides. RefSeq lists its product as uncharacterized. NCBI's taxonomy places the organism in Eukaryota, Metazoa, Nematoda, Chromadorea, Rhabditida, Rhabditidae. The record is from RefSeq and is a predicted model, not a curated record. Bases 1 to 372 code for a protein of 123 amino acids. The transcript is spliced from 3 exons.